Darwinula stevensoni is the source of this 681-nucleotide messenger RNA. The record is from the annotation of a GenBank genome assembly. Lineage: Eukaryota; Metazoa; Arthropoda; Ostracoda; Podocopida; Darwinulidae.
AUGGCGGCCAUGCAAGAUAAUGGUGUAGCUUACGCGCUAUGUAUUUCAGUCACAUUAGCAGAUUUUCCGCAAGUGCUUGCUUUGGCUGAAGAUAAUCCACAUUUUUUUGCCUCGGUCGGCGUACAUCCUGACUACGAAGAUAUAGCUGAACCCUCGGUGAAUGAAUUAAUUGCAUUAGCCAAUCAUCCAAAAAUUAUCGCUGUAGGUGAAACCGGCUUAGAUUAUUUCAGGCUUUCAGGCAAUUUAGAAUGGCAACGUGAACGUUUUCGCACGCAUAUUCGCGCGGCUAUCGCUUGUGGUAAGCCGCUUAUCAUCCACACUCGUAACGCAGCGGAAGAUACUAUACGCAUUAUGCAUGAAGAAAAUGCUCAUCAAGUGGGCGGUGUGAUGCAUUGUUUUACAGAAAGCUUAGAAGUAGCAAAACAAGCGAUAGCGCUGGGCUUUUAUAUUUCGUUUUCAGGUAUUGUCACAUUUAAAAACGCAUUGACUAUUAAAGAAGUGGCAAAACAAGUGCCACUAAAUAGAGUUUUAGUGGAAACCGAUUCACCUUAUCUUGCCCCAGUACCGUAUCGCGGUAAAAUCAAUCAACCUAGUUAUGUGAAAUAUGUGGCAGCAGAAAUUGCAUCUUUACGAGGCAUCACUUUUGAAGAAGUGGCUGCUGCGAGUACCGAUAACUUUUUU